Vitrella brassicaformis is the source of this 1586-nucleotide messenger RNA. Lineage: Eukaryota; Vitrellaceae. The record is from the annotation of a GenBank genome assembly.
GGCGGAUCUGGAACAGGUGUCAGCACUGUGACCCUGGACAACACUCCUGAGCCAAGUAGUGAAUCUCCCUUCAUCCAUCCCCGCACAAUGGCAUGAUGGCAUUGCUGCUGCGUCGGCUGCCCUGCUCGUCCCCCUCCCUUCUUGGACACACCGCACGCCGCCCUUUGGCUCCUCUCCAUUGCCGCUUCUCGUCAACAGCGAGUGAGGCUGGUCAAUCCAGCAGCCAAAGCACCGGCUUGCUGGUGUCUGUCAGCAAGAGUAAGGACAGCACCAUCAGCGUCAUCUCACUGCAGCGGCCAGAGGCCAAGAACGCCAUCAGCAGCGCCUUGCUAUACGACCUGAGCAAUGCAGUCGAGUCGGUGCGCCACGACGAGCAGACGCGGGCCGUCAUCGUCCGCAGCCGAGUGCCGCGUGUCUUUUGCGCCGGCGCCGACCUCAAGGAGCGCGCCAAGAUGAGUGAGAGCGACGCCCGUGUGUUUGUGUCGAAGCUGCGCGCGUCCAUGACGGCCAUCGACCGGCUGCCGCAGCCCACCAUUGCCUGCAUCGACGGGGUGGCCCUCGGCGGUGGCCUCGAGCUGGCGCUGGCCUGCGACUUCCGCAUCGCCAGCCCAUCGGCCGUUGUCGGCCUCCCUGAGACCUCGCUGGCUAUCAUUCCUGGUGCAGGAGGGACACAGCGGCUGCCGAGGCUGGUGGGGCUGCAGCGGGCCAAGUUCCUCAUCUUGACGGCUCAGCGGCUCAAGGGAUCCGACGCGCUUACCUGGGGCAUGGUGGACUUCGUCACUGGCGAGAACGACCACUGGCUUGUCGACCCAAACGACAGCAGUAAGGGCGAUCAAGGGGCGUCUGGGGCGAUGACCGAGUUCGACGCCAUGUUUGAGAGUGAGAGGGCCGACGAGUGGCCCGCCGUGUGCGCGGGGAUUCGGCUCGCCAAGAUGAUAUCUGCGCAGGUGUGGCAUGACAGCACGUAGAAGCCAAGAUGGAUGACCUUGAUCAAUCAGGCGGGCCGGCUUGUCUGUCUGUCUGUCUGUCUGUCUGUCUGUGCCUGGGUCUGGGUCUGUCUGCCUGUAAGGGUCCUGUGGCGAUCCGUGCCGCCAAGCGGGCGCUGAAUGAGGGCAUGCAGACGGACCUGGAGACCGGCAUGGACGUCGAGAGGGGCGCGUAUGACCAAGUGCUCGACACUCACGACCGAAUCGAGGCACUCAACGCCUUCAGAGAGAAGAGGAAACCGCAUUUCACCGGCAAAUGACGUUGGUUGGUCGAUGUGUGAAGUCAGUCAGGCGGUGCUCUCCUCGUAUUUAGCCCCGAUGACAUGUACGGUCGAUGUCCCAAAGGUGGUCUGUCGGCUGUGAUGUCUGCUUCGGCAUUGUGUUUGCCAGAUGGGUGUUCGCUCAGAAAACGGGGGUGUGUUUGUCAGAGAGAUAAGAAUAUAGUUUGCCUGCCUCCCGUGGCUUUGACUUGUUCUUGUGUGGCUCCAACACCGAUGUAUGUAUCAUGAACGGCGGCAUGAUUGACUUGAUGGCGGCAGACCGCCGGACACCUACUUACGUCCAGACAGCCUCUUAGAGCGUCUGUUGAACGGUAUCGGC